Molecule: messenger RNA, 2869 nt
Organism: Fusarium verticillioides 7600
Lineage: Eukaryota; Fungi; Ascomycota; Sordariomycetes; Hypocreales; Nectriaceae
Exons: 2
Coding region: 257-2512 (751 amino acids)
Biological process (GO): chromatin remodeling
Cellular component (GO): Swr1 complex
Molecular function (GO): ATP-dependent H2AZ histone chaperone activity
Source: RefSeq, a predicted model, not a curated record
CUUUUCCAAUGGGAGCCUCCAUUCCCAUCUUCCAUCUCCCACCUCCAUAUUCUCUCAAUAUUCCCUCGUGACCCAACCUCACCUUCGCUUCUUCGACUUCUUAUUGAUCGCGAAAACGAUCGGUUAUUCAGCUUUACACGUUCAUUUUGCUGCAAGACGCGCCUUGCAUGGCCCUCAUAUAAUGAUUGGCUCCAGUCUCGCAGUGUAAUCCUUUUGCGCUCUCUGUAGUUUGCCUCCUGUGCAAGCUAGUUAGUCCAUGGAGCGAAAGCGCAAACUGCCCGCGCGGGCUGCCGCUCGAGGCGAAAAUGCUGCCAAAAAGCGCAAUGUUACACCUCGAGAGCGAUCUGCGACGCCUGCUGCCCCCCCGCCAGCUCCAGAGCCAGAACCAGCUCCGGAACCUGAAGAACCUCCCCCGCCUCCAUUGCCCAAAUCGAUUCAAGCUGGCAAACCUCUCCCAACGGUAGAAGUCGCGCAGCCAGAAGAACUGUCGUCAAAGGAGUAUCAGUCGGUUGGUGAAAGUGGUGUACUUGCCGAAUCACUCUUCCGAUCCCGUCACAAAUGGAUCAGCGAAGGCUUGUUUGCAAAGUAUUGGACGAAACCCCAUAAGCGCAAAGGUGUUCUCAAUGAAGAUCCUAAAAACCCGGCCAAGGAUACCAUGUCAAAGGUGGGCACCGUAACGAUUACGAUUGAGCCUCAUAUAAUCGAAGCCACGAUGUACGUGGUGAAGGACCCGAAACCGAAAACUCAGCCCGUACCACAGCAGCAACCACAGCACCGUCCGAUCCUUCAGUAUGGUCCUCCAAAUGGUUCGAUGCCUCCACCAGUGGCGCCUCCAGCAUCGGCAGCUGGCACCCCGGCACAGAAUAGGGUGGCGGCAGCGAAAUCUAUACCACAAAGUCCAUCACAGGGCCCAGCUCAAAGUCCGGCUCAAUCAUCUCAAACCCUUCCCAGGACAUCUCAAGGCCAGAUUGCUACUUCAACGACAGCCGCGGUGAACACUGCGACACCAUCCCCGAGUCCAAGCUUACAGCCAAGACCACAAGUUGGAGGGCCUGUAGCACCAUCUCCAACACUAUCAAUCUCACAAGCGACUCCCAACAUUUCCGCCCCAGUGGCACAUAUGUCAGCUUCAGGGCCAACCGUAGCACCAGCAGCAUCCACUAGGCCGAUAACAGCUCCUCUAAUGUCUCCAGCCCCCCGACCGCCUCCAAAUGCUCAUCCGCCUGCGAGUGGCCUCGCCAAACCUGCUCCAGCUCCAAUUCCUAGCCCAGCUCCAGGUGUCCCUGCUUCAGGUGCUGCCCCUGCUGCGAAACCGUCGGCUAACGAUCCCGUGAUUGCUUUAUUGGCACAGAAGGCUUCGGGAGAUGCAGAGCUGCGGGACCUCAUGAAGAGAGUGGCCGUGGGGCAAGCAAAAGAGGGUGAACUAGCUCACUUUCAGAAGAUCAUAGAUCAACUUAAUGCCGAAUAUCGAAGUAGAGGGGGGCAGCAAGGGCCAUCGGCAGAUCGUCUUCUUGUCGAUGGCCGUACAGUGCAAUAUUUUGCUACGGAAGUCAGGACUAUUCUUGAUAUUGUCUUGGCCUCUAACCCCAACCAGAAGUCGUCCGAGCUGCGGCCACCACAAGGCAGUGAUCCGCUUGUCGUUCUAUUGGUCAAGACUGCCCUAGAGGACCAGAGGACACGGGAUAUGAUUCGAAGGAUUGCGGAAAACCGACCCGGCUUUACUGAUGCUACAGAUCUCAAGGAUAUCUUAGAUCGGCUGCAUCGCGAUAUGAAGACCGCACCGAGAGCUUCCCCUGCCCCUGUACAAAUCCGCCAGCAAACCCCGAACAGCAUACCGAAUGGACAACAAAAGGCACUCCAUAAUGGACCUCCACCUAACCCACAAGCUCUUAGAUCAAAGGGGCCACCACCUGUGCCCAAACCAGACAUUACUGCUGUUGUUUUUGACUUUGGAAGCGGUGACCGAUAUCUGUUUCCCAAAUUCAGUAUUUUGGAAUAUCUGCCAACUGCGACUGGCCAACAAGUUGUGGCCUCAUUUCUCAUUGUUCGCAAGGGAAGCACAUCUGAAUACGGAGGCGACCCAAAGCUAGACUACUACCAACCCGUCACGAUACGUCUCUUCACACCAUCUGGUCGCCAUCUGGAGAAUCUCGCACGAGUGGUCGCUCCCCAAGAUGAGGUCAGGCGCUAUAUGGACGAUGUCAUGGAUCAUAUGACCCGCGCCGAAUAUGUUCUCCUGGCAAUGAGGCUCCCGAAAGCCAGUUCGGACGGAGAGAAAGACGGUGCGGCCUCGGAGGAACCCAGGACAAACGGCUCGACACCAAAGCCUGACUCGGCGAUAGAGCCGAAGCCCGCCGCGAAGGUUGGCGUUCUUUGGACGUCCAAAGGCAAUUCUGAAACUCCACCAGUAGAAGGACGGCUGUCAAAGCCAGCUCGAUAUGCUGAGCAGGAGGCUGAAGCUAAGUACCAGCGCUUGAUCAGUCAAGUGUCUGCAAAGGACAACGAGGCCUAAGCAUGUAUUGAGUUCUGAAAGCCUCUUUCACUACGAGUUGCACAAACUGUUUCAUAAUUUGGUGUGCUUACAAUGGAGUUUGGCAUUCUGUUUUGGCGAAGUUAGGAGUGUUGGCAGGAAUAUUUUUCGCGGGAUGGAUAGGCGCUACUUGCAUAUAAGUUAUCUAGAUUAUCUUGAACCAAAGAAGAGAAAGAUUUGUCGGCGGAAUCUCAACCUCUUAAAACUGCCCGGCGAAUUAUCAUCAUUGGGGACUUGUAUUUGCUCACUGGUUUGAUCCCAUACCGCUCAUAAUCUCCACGGGGCAAUCACUGGGUUUCUGUGUAUUAUCCAUGGUGUGUAGAUGAACCUCUGGGCUCC